UUUGCUGUGAAACUACUCUGAAUAUUUCGCGGGAACUUGCGAAAGCGUCGAUAGGCACUGUUGCUGCGGAGAUAACGUUACACGUAAAACGAUAAAAGUACGGUUAUAAUGGACCCUUCUGAGGUCGAAUUCCUUGCCGAGAAGGAGGUAGUGAAGAUUAUCCCCAAUUUCAGUCUUGACAAAAUCUACUUGAUCGGGGGUGAUCUUGGUCCUUUUAACCCAGGGCUACCUGUCGACGUGCCUGUGUGGCUGGCCCUUAAUCUGAAACAGAGGCAGAAAUGCAGGAUAGUGCCACCAGAGUGGAUGGAUGUAGAGAAACUGGAGGAGAUCAGAGAGCUAGAGAGGAAGGAAGACACAUUCACCCCUGUCCCCAGUCCAUACUACAUGGAGCUGACCAAGCUGCUACUCAACCAUGCAUCUGAUAACAUUCCCAAAGCGGAUGAGAUCCGUACACUGGUGAAGGACAUCUGGGACACGCGCAUCGCCAAGCUCCGCCUCUCCGCUGACAGCUUCAUCAGUCAGCAGGAAGCACACGCCAAGCUGGACAACCUAACUCUGAUGGAGAUUAACACGACACGGUCGUUCCUGCUGGACACUCUCAACUGCAUGUAUAAGCUGCGCUCCAACUUGCAGCCCGGCUCCAGUGGGGGCAAAGCCCAGGACCACCAAUGAUCUGUAUUUACGGACGAGACCUGCGCCGCAGCCUCUCCUUCUCCUAAGCAAGAUGGAGCAGACUUAGGCCCAGCUUUACUAAGCAUUUGCACCAGCUGCAAAGUAAAAUCAAAUCUGUAAUACGGAGAACGUGGACGGAAUCAUGGAAUCCAGACAUUAAAUCAGAAUUCAACAAAAUUCUAAAAUGCAUUGAACUUAGUAGGAAAUCUUAUUGAACAUUAAUUAGCCCAAGUUUAUCAUAAGGCAUGAACAGAAUGCAUCAGUGAUUUGUAUUUCCUGCUAAUUUCUGAAGAGUACAUUUCUGAUGUGGUUUAUUCAUUCUUGUGGACUUUUCUAUUAAAAAAAGUGUUGUUUUUUUGCAUGAAAACCUGGAAAACUAAAUGGAAAUUUAGAAAAAAUCUAAUUGACUAAAACAAAUUUAUAGUGCCCUAAGUCUGGUCCUAGUGAAGACAGAGCUGACCAGCAGAUCUUAUGAAGUGGGAGCACUUAUCUGAAGUUGUCAUGCCCCAACUAUCUGAUUCCAACUGGAUUUGUUUCUAGUUGAAGCUUCGGCAGUCCUCUUCAGCAGGUCAUGGACUCCCUGGAGGAAACACUCUGCUUUGGUCUGGCUGAUCCAUGUAUGGUUGGACUUUUCCCCCCAAAAUCUGGGUUGAUGCCUUUUAAAAUAUUAGUAUAAAUGUCAUGCUUAAUAGAGGUAUCAGUGAUGGUUCAGCGAUAGAUACCUUGUGUAACAGGGUUCUAGCCUUGUAUGAUUCUGAAUAGACCGGUAAGUCUAGUUUGAGGAAGAAGAACAGCAUGUUAUGGAUGGAGGGCUGCAGGCCUACAUUGGGAAAUCAAAGAAGCAACAUGCGAAACAUGUUAUAACAUGUAAUGUUUCAGUAUGUGUAAUUAAAAUAUCUAUAUAUUUUU
This is a messenger RNA of Oncorhynchus kisutch (coho salmon), 1581 nucleotides long. RefSeq names its product GINS complex subunit 2 (gene gins2). Lineage: Eukaryota; Metazoa; Chordata; Actinopteri; Salmoniformes; Salmonidae. The coding region runs from base 109 to 672 and encodes 187 amino acids. The record is from RefSeq and is a predicted model, not a curated record. Gene Ontology annotation, cellular component: nucleus; GINS complex. The transcript is spliced from 5 exons. Gene Ontology annotation, biological process: DNA replication; double-strand break repair via break-induced replication.